AGGAACUGAAAUGGAAUGAACAACGAACGACACAGCAGCGGCUGCGAGUGCAAAGAUGUCCGCUAUAGUUCACGACCCUGCUUAACGUUAGCAGAAAAUAGAUUUAAAUAAAUACUAUACAAACAAUGUCGGAACUUUGUCAGAAAUUUGGUGUUUAUUGUUUUUGAUUGGUGCCAGUAUUAUAAUUCGCGGUCAAGAUGGAUGAUUAUACAUCGCAUAUUUCAAUGAGUUCUUUAAAUUCUGAUUACAAUGGAGACAUGACGACGACAACACACGAUGGAUUGGUUACUAUUAAACAUGAACCACAAGAUAUUGAGGAAGAAAAUUUUCACAUUCAAACCACACAAUUUUUACCAUUUUUAAAUCAGGAACCCGUAACGAUUCAUAAUCAACAAACGAUCAAUAACUAUACAAAAAGAUUUGAUUUAAAGGAAUGCUACAUUUGUCUUGAGAAAUGCGAUAAAAUAUGGGAAACAUUGAAAGUAAUUAAAAAUCUUCAAACACCAAAAUCUAGUAAGAGCAAUAAAAAUCAGAAGACAACAACUAAAAAUAAUAUUCAAAAUCAAUUAAAAAUUGCAUCACCAAUUCCAUAUCAACCAGUUUUAAACAAUGGAAAUUCAUCAUUACCUAAUUUUCAAUUUGCCAUUAAAAGUUGGAAGAGAUUAUAUACAUGCACCUAUUGUGGUAAGCAAUAUGUGGAUAAUCGAAGUUUAAAAUCUCAUCUUUUGAAACUUCACAAUGUAACUACAGAAGCAGAUUUAUCACAAUCAAAAGAAAUUCCAUCACCAAUUGAGAUUCCACGUCCAUUAGAAAUUACACGAAAAAAAGAAAUUACACGUUCAAAAGAAUUUCCACGUCCAAUGGAAAUACCAAAAUUUCAGGAAUUUCCCCGAUCAACUGGAAAAACUGUUGAUCCUACAAAACCAUUAGUUUGUGAUACUUGUGGUGUAAGAUAUUCAGAUGCUCGUUCACUCGCCAGUCAUUCACUUCGAGUACAUGGAAUUCUCACUGAAUUUCAUGAAAGAUGGUUGGCACAACAGGAGAAUCCAAAUGACUAUACUGUUGAGGAUUUACUGAAACGUCAUUCAUGUAAUUCCUGUGGUAAAAAAUACAGUUGCAUGAAAAGUUUACGACUACAUUAUUUACGUGAACAUAAUUUUGUUUUGCCACCACAGCGAGCUGGACGACAAAAAAUAUUUAAACAACCUUCCACAACUGCCUUGAUACAUACAGGUGAUUUACAAAAACACAUGAAUGUUUGCACAAUAUGCGGUAAGAAAUAUACGAAAAAUUGGUAUCUACGAGUUCAUUGUCUCGAAGUUCAUGGUAUUCCAAUGGUUUGCAAUAGAACGAAAAAGAAUUUUAAACCCACAUUGCGCGUUAUUAAGAAAGAAGUCAUUGAUGAGCCGGAAAUAAAUAAAAAUUUACCCCCCACCGAUAUAAAUUUCCCACUAACAUCAGUGAAACAAGAGGUAACCGAAACAGAAAUACCAGCUAAAAAUCUACUCAAAAUGUAUCAAUGUACAGCGUGCAAGAAAGAAUACAUUUCCAUUUCAAAAUUACGUACUCAUUGUUUUGCACUUCAUGGAAUUAUAAUACCAAGGAUUCGUAAAUCUUACAAAAAAUCAAAUAACACAAAUAUCCCUACCGAAGUGAAAACAGAUUCAAAAUUAAAAGUCUCCACACCCAAACAAGUGAGUCUCGAUCGUUAUUUCAAAUCACCAAUAAAUGGAGAAAAUGUUAUUACAAAUACCACACAAAAACUCACCAAAAGAGUAAAGGUAUCCAGGGAAGUUCCAUCUGAGAUGGAGAAAAAAGUAUUAAAAGACUUACCCAAAGAAAGUCCACCUUCAAAAACAGUCAUUCAACCAAAAGCACCGGUCAAUCUAAUCAGAUGUAAUCUCUGCUCGUGCAAUUGUAAGGAUAUCAGAAAGCAUUAUAUCGCCUAUCACAAGAUUCGUUAUCCAGAGUCAAAUGUUAUGAAGGAUUUAGCAACAACCAGUGACAAUAGCAGCAUCACAUUAUCAUCAGCAACAGAGAAACAAUCGGAUUCUAUUAUCAAGAAACAACCGCCAAGAAAAAGAAGACGUAAAUUCAUCACAAUGGGCAAGAAAAAGAAACGAAAAAUUGAUAAUACACCAAUUGAAUCAAUACCAAUGAUGAUGGAAGUAGAUGAGGUUGAAAAUCAAAAAAUUGUAUCAAAAUUUGACGAGAGUCAAAUCAUUAUCAAGAAGGAAUCUCCAAAAACAAUUGUUCCCAUCAAGACCCAAUAUAAAUGUAAUAUUUGCGGUGGAUAUUAUGCUACUCCAAAAAGUUUGAAAAUUCAUCGUCAACUACAUCGAAUGAAAGGCGAGACAAAAAAUAAUAUACAUCUUAUAUCGCACAAAUACAAAAAUAGAUGUAAGACACCGAAUUUGUUGACACAGAAAAAUAACGAGACGUUCAAUGAGGAUUUGGAUGGAAGUAUGGGAAAUGAUUCGCGAACAUCUUCUAAUGAAAGUAUUACACCAUCAUUGUCGUCAGCAUCAUCUACAACGGAUUCGGUAGAUAGAUCAGUGAAAUCAUCAUCGUCUUCAUCAUCACGAAAAAUCUAUAGUGCAAGUGAAACAACCUGUGAAUGCGGACGUGGAUUCCGUGAUCCUCAUACAAUGUAUCUGCAUAAGGAUAAAUGUCCGACAGUUAUUAAAAUGGAACGGGAUAAAAUUAUAGUGGCAAGAUCAAGUAGCGAUCGUGAUUCUGGAAUUGGAAUUAGCAUUACAAUAAAGAAGAAGAAUGAUUCCUAUGAGAUAGUUAGCCGUGACAGUGGUGAUGAUGACAAGUCAAAGGAUUCCAGUAUUUCAAAGGAUUCUGAUCAGAUGUCUCAUUCGUCGGAUAGUAAUUUCUCCAGUUCGGUUUUCAAUGACAGAAAAUUCCUCGACUUGAUACCUGGACAGUGCAGCAAAGAUCACAGCGUUCUUAAGAUUGAAGAUGCCGAUGAUGAUGUUGAUGUCGACAUCGAAGACGACAGUCAAACAAACAACAGUGAAGGCGAAUUAAUGCACACAUCCAUCUCAAGAAAAGAAGCAAAAUCAACUAAAGAGAUUGAUGAAGACGAUGUAAUUAAUGACAACGAUAAUAAUCGAACAAUCGAUCCAUUAGAUAUGGAUCUUUAUAGAUGUGCAAUUUGUCUUGAACUCUUCAAAGACAUGGAGAGUCUCACAAAACAUAUGUCACUUCAUGAAUCAAUGCGUGUUGUACGACAAGAAUGUCCAUGUGGAAAGACUUUUAGAGGUGCUCAAAGUUUUUUAACUCACGUAGAAAAAUACCAUCCAUUAUGGCUUCAAUGUGGUUAUUGUGAUGUUACUUUUCUAAGUAGCAAAGAAUAUUAUUCACAUUCUUGUGACGUAAACAAAAAUGGUAAAGAAUUUCAAGAUUUACAAGAAAUUAUUUGUCAUUAUUGUUCAACGAAAGUGCGUAUGUUAAAUUUUGAAUCGCACGUCAAAGCCCAUCAUUUCAUACGGGAGAAACCAUUUUUGUGUUAUUUUUGCAAAAUGCGAUUUUCAACAAAGAGACAGAGAACAAUUCAUUUAACAUCCGAUCACGCUAAACCAAAUUGUCAAAUUUGCGGUCAAACAUUGCGUUUUGAUUUUGUCGCUAAACACGAAGCCUAUCAUCAAGGUCUUGGCUAUCCUUGUCAUACGUGUAAAAAAGCUUUUGCUUCCUUUAAACUAAUGAAACAUCAUAGAUUCGAUGUUCACACUAGAGACGAUGUUAAGUGUACCAUUUGUAUGAAGACUAUGACUCGAAAACACAUUAAAUAUCACAUGGAAUCUCACAGCAUUAAGGAGAAAUGUAAAUUAUGCACUAGUACUUUUCUCAAUAACACUUCAUUUGAGAAUCACAUUAAAUCAGAACACAAUAAUGUUUAUCCAUUUUUAAAAUGUGACACCUGCAAUGAAACAUUCAUCGUUGAGAAAGAAUUAAAAAAGCAUUUUGCCCAAAAUUUAUGCAACAAAAAUGUUGAUAAAAAAAUCAUCAAAAAGCCAAUGGUAGUAAUGGAAAUACAAAAGAAAAGUGAAACUUUAUCUCUUGAGCCAGUGAAAAAUUCUCUCAAUGGAAUAAUAAAAACUGAAGUACCAACGAAUGAUGGUAAUCAUUCUGAAAUGGAGGAAUCUGUCGAUAUGGAUGAACCACUUGCAUUGGAGGCAUCAUCUGAUAUGGAAGGUCUUUUGGAAGCUGCCAAUUCAACAAUGGAUGAUAUUCGCGAGCAAAAUGAUGGUUUAGAGUCAGAAACAAUUUCCCCAUCAUCGAAAGAUGAAUUUUCACAAGCGGAAAAAAUGGAAAUAGUGAAAGAAAAGGAGAUUGUAAUCGAAUGUGUGGAAAAAAGUUCGAACGGGACUACAAUGGAGGAAAUAUCAAAUGCUACUGAAAUUUUACAAAAAAUUCCAAAUGUGACUGAAAAUUUGAAAGCCAAGGAAAUUUUAGAAACAAAUGAGACAUUAGAACCAAAGGAACAAUUGAGUGGAACUGAAAAUUUAGAACCAAAGGAAACUCAAAUUGAUACUGAAACUUUGGAAACAGAAACAUUGGCCGUUACUGAAACUUUAGAAUCAAGGGAAACUGAAAAUAUAGGAGAAAAAUUGCAUGAGGAAAAAGUUUCAGAACCAAGUGAAAUUGAAAAAAAAUUAGAAUCACAAGAAAGUUCUGAUCUUGAUGAAAGUUUAAAUUUAAUUGAUAGUUUUGGUUUCGAGGACACUGAUACUUUACAAAUUGACACAAGUGUGAGUUGCAAUUUAACGGCAAAAUCAGAGAAGGAGAUUUUAAUUACAGAAAAUUCAGAAACGAGAGAUAUUUCCAAAUCGUUGGAAAAUUCUGAUGAAAAACAAUUUGACGCGUAAAUUUUUGCGAAUUGAAAAAUAUUAAGCGUGAAUGUUUACUAGCCUGAUAAUUAUAAUAAUAAUAAUAGUAAUAAUAAUAAUAAUUAAGAUCGCGAUUUUUUUAUUCAUAUAUUAUUUAUUUUCUCGCAAAAUGUAAAAUAUUUCUUUUCGUAAUAUAAAAUAGUAUAAGAUUGUUAAAAAAAAAUUAGAAACAGGCUUUUAGAGUCUCAAAUAAGAAUGUAAUUUGCUAAUUUUUUUCUUCAAAAAUUCAAUUGCAAACUACAUUUUUAAUCCAGACUUUUUUUUAUUUUUCAUUAUUUAAUCAUUUUAACAUUAUUCUUUCUUUAUUACUAUUGUCAUUCAUUUCUCGACUAUUGAAAAAAAAUUUAAUGUCGAGAGAAAUGUAUUUUUGACUGAUAAAUCAAAUUGCAUUGAGUUAAGGUGACAUUGACGAAACAGAAUUGACAUGAUUAUCAAAUAAAAUAAUUAAAGAAAUGAAAAAAUUCAUAUUGUCAAUAAACAAUUAUUAUUAUCUGUUCAUUUCGAGGAAAAAGUUGUUGAAAACUAGAAUUUGUUAAAGAUAGAGAAGAGAUUAGGAGACGAACAAAGUGAAUAUAUAUUAAAAGGUAUGUUUGACAAAAAAAAAAAAUUGUUCAAUUCACUUGUAAUCCUAUAAUAUAUUGUCUACACUGAAAUAUAUAUCCUUUGUCAAUUGUUAUUCACAAUUUUUUUUUUUUUUUUUUAUUUUUGAGUUGUGCUGGGAAUAAUCAUAAAUAAUUAUAAAAAAAAACGAAGACAUAAUAUUGUUCUACGUGACCAUACUGUGUUAUAUUAGAUUUAUGCGACUCUAAUAUUUAUAUGAAAAAAAAAAUGUGAUUUAACUUCGAUAUUGAUGAUUUUUUUUUAAAGUCGAGAGAGAAAUCAUACCUGAGUCGAAAUUUAAGUACCUUGAAUUUUUAGGGUUUAUUAAGUUUCAGCAAUUGUAAAGUAGGUUGUAAUUUUAAUUAUAUUUAGAUCGUCUUUUGACUCAAAAAAUCGGGGACCGUUUUUUCUAUGAAAAGGCGUAAAGUAGAAUUUAAAAAGAUUUGAAAAAUUGAAAAAAUAAUAAUAAUUAAUACCUAAUAAUUUAAAAAAAUUUCGAAAGAUCUUCUCAGAUGUUAAUUCAAGCACUACAUAUGGCUAAAAGUCAAAAAUGUGUUUAAUAAACUAUUAUAUAAAUUAUAUAUGUUAUAUAUAUAAAAUUAUAUACUUAUAAUUAUAUAAUUAUUAUUAUACACUAUUAUAUAUUGUAUAAACAGUAUUAAACACAUUUUAGUCAUUUGUAGUGUUUCAUUUAAGAUCUUAGCAAAUUUUUCGAAUUUUUUUUUUAAAUUCCAGGGUCUACACUGAAAAAAAAAUUUAAACAAUUGGUUAGUUGAUUAUUAUCAAACAAAUAUUUACUUGGACCAAAUAUAAUUUUUAUUUGAAUUAAAUAAAUUGUAUUUGAACCAAUAAUUUCUGUAUUUGAAACAAAUACCAUUUAAUUAAUUCUAAUAAUUAUUUAAUACAAAUAAAUAUUUGAUAAUAGUCAAGUAACUAUAAUCAUUUCUAUAUCUUGAAUUCAGCUUCAAAAAUGGGCUGAAAUCAAGUAUUUUUUUUUAGUGUAUACUUUAUGUCUUUCUAUGUAAAAAAGAUAAAUUUGCCCUGAUUUUUAGAAUCAAAAUAGGACCGAAAUGUAUUGGAAAUUAGAAUCUACUUGACGACUACUAAAAUCAAAUAGAUCCUAAAAAUCAUGGUCAUAGUGAUUAAAUUUCUACCUGGGACACAUAAUAUAUAAAUUGCUACUGGUAAAAAUCAUCAGUUUUGAAAAUAAUAUAUAUCUCUAUCAUUAACGAAAACCAAAGUUAAAGAAGUUGCUGGUAGCAUUAAAAAAAAAGACGAAAUUUAAAAUUCCUUGUAUAUUUGUUACUUAUUACUUUCUUCGCUAAUUUUCUCAUUACAGUAUAUUUUUUUGUUGUUGUAAAGGUUCUAUACUUUUUGCUUAACAUUACAGUAUUAAUUCUUUAUUUUUGAAACAAUGAGUGGCGAUGAAGAAAUUAAUAAAAUAAAAUUUGUUGGUCUAUAUAAUAAUUGUUGUUUACUGAAAAAAAAAAAAAAAAAAAUUGUGAAUGACUAGGUAACUAAAUAGAAAAUAGGAAAAGAAAAAAAAAAGAAUGAGAAAGUUUGUGUGAAAUGUUGUUGCAUAUUUUUUUUUUGCUAAUUUAAUUGCAUUUUUAUUAUAAUUACCAAGACGUCAACAAUUUUUAUUUACUACGAAAAUCCGUUCAGAAAAUGUGUUUUUUACGAUCUAAGAGCAACAUAUAUAUAUAUGAAUGAAAAAAAAACAUGCCACUGGUUGCAAACGAUAUAAAUAUUUUUUUAUAUAUACAUGUAAAUGUUGGAUUACAAUGUGUAAAUAUAGGCAGGUUUAGUGAUAAAAUGUAAAAA
Leptopilina boulardi is the source of this 7322-nucleotide messenger RNA. Its product is annotated as zinc finger protein 423-like. The coding region runs from base 198 to 4877 and encodes 1559 amino acids. The transcript is spliced from 3 exons. Lineage: Eukaryota; Metazoa; Arthropoda; Insecta; Hymenoptera; Figitidae. The record is from RefSeq and is a predicted model, not a curated record. Gene Ontology annotation, biological process: regulation of transcription by RNA polymerase II. Gene Ontology annotation, cellular component: nucleus. Gene Ontology annotation, molecular function: RNA polymerase II transcription regulatory region sequence-specific DNA binding; DNA-binding transcription factor activity, RNA polymerase II-specific.